Molecule: messenger RNA, 764 nt
Organism: Rhipicephalus microplus (southern cattle tick)
Lineage: Eukaryota; Metazoa; Arthropoda; Arachnida; Ixodida; Ixodidae
Product: nuclear receptor coactivator 5
Molecular function (GO): RNA binding; protein binding
Source: RefSeq, a predicted model, not a curated record
UGUGCUAUUGUUCAUUCGUCCCGUGAUGGCUGCCGUCGUGGGGAAUACGUAACUUGUAGUAUUGUGGUUAAUUAAAUCGCGUGUGCUAUACGCGGUACCACCGGUACGUUCCGCGUAUUGCGUCACUAGCACUAAGCAUAUUUUCAGAAAACUUGAUGGACUCGCACAUGAGCAACGACACCUCAGAUCCAGCAAGAGCAUCAUCACGUAUUUAUGUAGGCAAUAUCAAGAAACACAUCGAGCGUGAAGACUUGCAGAAGCUGUUUUCAAAGUACGGUGGAAUACAAGGCAUCUCUCUUCACAAAGGGGGAUUUGGUUUUGUACAGUUUAAGGAAGAAAAAGAAGCUGAAGCUGCCGUCGAAGGUGAAGGUGGUGUCUUCUUUAAAGGCUGCCUGCUGCAACUAAGGGUCUGUAGCAGCCAAGAUUCUAGGCGAUCAUUUAGAGGAGGAUCCAGGGAACACGACAGGGACUACUCGGACCACAAUCGUCGACACGAAUCAGGGAUGCAGAGGGACAGGUCUCCGGUGCACCGCGACUAUGAUGAGCGGGAAUAUAAACGAGAUGACAGGGCACCCAUCGGCAAGCCAUACGACCGUUCUCCUCCCCGUCGCGGAGAUGACUACUCAUCUGAUCGACGCUUCGGAAGGGAUGAAGGACGCCAUGGUAGGGAUGCUCCUCCUUUUCGAGGGGAUGAUUACUCACGAGGAGGACCAUCGGCAGGACCACCACCUCAACGAGACCGCUAUAAUCGAGAGGACAGGUAG